This is a messenger RNA of Pantherophis guttatus, 1909 nucleotides long. RefSeq names its product cytochrome P450 2K1-like. Lineage: Eukaryota; Metazoa; Chordata; Lepidosauria; Squamata; Colubridae. Gene Ontology annotation, biological process: xenobiotic metabolic process. Gene Ontology annotation, cellular component: intracellular membrane-bounded organelle; cytoplasm. The record is from RefSeq and is a predicted model, not a curated record. Gene Ontology annotation, molecular function: oxidoreductase activity, acting on paired donors, with incorporation or reduction of molecular oxygen, reduced flavin or flavoprotein as one donor, and incorporation of one atom of oxygen; heme binding; iron ion binding.
CAUAGACAUAUAUCAGUCAAAUUAAACUAAGGCAAAGGUUGCUGAGUAUACAGUAGAUGUCAAUAUGAUGAUUCUGUAUAAAUAGUAGCUGGGAUAUGUCUAAUGCAGUGCUUUGAAAUUCAUGCUUGUUUCAUUUCAAUUUACAGAAGUCAUUGCAAUUACUACUGAAAACUGCUCUGUGAAAGGAAAUGGAUUGGAUUGGACCCAUUCUAAUAUUAUUACUAUUUAUUCUUGCAAUUAUGUUCCCUUUGAAAAAGGGCAGUUCCUGGAAUAACAACUGCCCCAAUCUCCCCCCGGGACCCAGGACCAUACCCAUUUUGGGAAAUCUACACAUGAUGGAUCUGAAGAGGCCUCACAAAACAAUGAUAGAGUUGUCAAAAGAAUAUGGUCCCAUUUUUCGUCUUAAAAUGGGAUUCCAGGAGAUGGUGGUGCUGACUGGCUAUGAGACAGUCAAAGAGGCUCUAGUGAACCAGGCUGAUGCAUUUGCUGAGAGAGCCUCCGUCCCCUUUUUUGAGGAUGUUGCAAAGGGCUUUGGUAUUAUUUUUUCUCAUGGUGAGAACUGGAAAGUGAUGCGACGGUUCGCAUUAUCCACAUUACGGGACUAUGGAAUGGGCAAGAGGACCAUUGAAGGCAAAAUCACAGAAGAGUGCAGUGUCUUAAUGAAGACAAUUGAAACCUAUGCAGGAAAACCAUUUGAUAUCACAACAAUAAUGGGAGCUGCUGUUUCCAAUAUCAUUGUUUCUAUUUUAUUUGGCAAGCGAUAUGACUAUGAAGAUGCCACGUUUCUACGACUACUGAACCUAUUCAGUGAAAAUAUCCAACUUUCAAGAACCUUUGAUAUUCUGAUAUACAAUAUGUUUCCCAGGUUGGGGCUCCUUUUGGGUUCUCGUAAGAUAAGACUGAACAAUAGAAAGGAAUUCCAUACUUUCCUACAGGCCACUUUUAUAGAACAUCUCAAUGAUCUUGAUGAAAAUGACCAGAGGAGUUUUAUUGAUUCAUUUCUUGUUCGGCAAAGAGAGGAGAAGAAGAAGACUACUGAGGGAUAUUUCCACUAUGAAAACUUUAGAAGUGUUGUGAGUAAUUUAUUUGUUGCUGGUAUGGAAACGAUUUCAAAUACUCUGCGCUGGGCCAUACUCCUAAUGAUGAAAUUCCCAGGAAUUCAGAGGAAGGUCCAAGAAGAAAUUGCAAAAGAGAUUGGGGUUCGUCAGCCAAGGACAGAGGACCGGGUCAAAAUGCCUUAUACUGAUGCCGUAAUUCAUGAAGUUCAAAGGUUUGCUGAUAUUGUUCCAAGCAAUUUGCCCCAUGCAACCACCAUGGACAUAACUUUCAAAGGCUUCUUCAUUCCCAAGGGAAUGCAGAUUGUUCCAUUGCUAUCAUCAGUGCUCCAUGAUGAAUCCCAAUGGGAGAAACCCUAUGAAUUCUAUCCUGAGCAUUUUCUUGACGCUGAAGGAAAAUUUGUGAAAAAAGAUGCAUUCAUGCCUUUCUCUGCAGGUCGGAGAGUAUGUGCGGGUGAGAACCUUGCUAAAAUGGAGCUCUUCCUCUUCUUUACCAGCCUCUUGCAGAAAUUUACCUUCCAGCCACCCCCAGGAACAUCUACAGAUGAUUUAGACCUGACCCCAGCAAUUGGGUUUAUAACAUCUCCUGUGCCCUAUCAGACCUGUGCCAUUCCACGUUCAUAAAAUACAUGAUGUUCAUAACACCACUUCUCAGUCUUGGAUAAUGUGAUUCUGUAUGGUUUUGGCUUAAAAGGUUGUUUGAAACUUUUAGUUACUUUAAUUCAUUUUUAAGCAAUAUAAAUUUUUCUAUAAUAGUUAUAUAUAUAUAUAUGUAUGUAUAUAUUUGUUUGAAGAAAUUAUUGAUUGCAAUAAUAACCCAGAAAGAAUAAUUAAACUAAUUGAUUGAUGUGCAA